AUGUCGAAAUUAAUUCUAUCGUAUUUAUUCAAAACAAGUGUAGCAGAGUUUCGAGCGGCUAUAUUAGAUGAUGAUACAGAUAAAAUUUGUCGUAUUUUGGAUAUUGAACGUGAUUGCCUGAAUAAGCAAAUAGAUAGUGAUGGGAAUACACCUCUUUUAUUAGCCGUUGAAUAUGGAACACCAUUAACUGUUCGUUUAUUACUUGAACAAGGUGCUCUGCCUGAUCAAACAAAUGGGAUUAAUUUUCAAACACCACUUGUUUUGAUAGCUUCUAAAGUAUACGAAGAUUAUAGUUCAUAUAAAGCUCAACGUUCGUUAGACAUGGCUAAAAUUCUAUUAGAUCAUGGAGCUUAUGUAGAUAAGCCUGCACCGUAUACUUAUAAAGAUGAAAAUAAUAUAGAUUACGAUGGAAAAGAAACAGCAUUGAUGACAGCUGUAAGAAAAAAGAACUUACCAUUAGCAUCAUUAUUAAUUGAAAGAAAAGCGAAUGUGAAUUACGUCGAAAGACACUCAAAAAUGCGACCUAUUCAUUGUGCAAUAACAAAUGGAGACGAAGCUAUGUUUGAUUUAUUAGAAAAUGCUGGCGCCCUAUGUUGUUCACUAAUGUCUAAUGGUGAAAAUUCUCUUUUACAUUGGUUUUGUUAUAUAAACGAAAAUGAUGAACAUAUACCUUUAUUGAAUAAAUUAAUUGAUAAAGGAUGUGAUAUAAAUGCACAAAAUGAUGAUGGUGAAACGCCAUUGAUGUUAGCAGCAAGAUGUGAUAUGACUAAUACGUGUCGUAUACUUUUGGAAAAUGGAGCUAUUGUGAAUAAAUGCGACAACCAUGGUAAUCAAGCUAUCGAUCUAUCGGUACCAGGCAGUGACUGUUCAAGAUUAUUUCUACAAGCAACAAAUAAUAAUAAUAAUAAUAAUAAUAAUAAUAACAAAACUGAAUUAAAUAUACAGAAGUAUCCAAGUGAUAGAUCCAGUAAAACAGCUGUUUGGAGACGACGAAUUCAUAGGGAACGACGAUUUACUGUCGAAGUAGAUGUUAAGAACGAUGAAACUCAGUUACAAUCUGCUCUACCUGCAUCUGUCAAUGAAGAAAAAAACACAAAUGCAGCUUCCAAUCGAUAUUUUUUUCCUUUGCGACGAAGAAACAGUGAGGAGAUAAAUACAAAAUAUGAACGUGUAAGGGAAAAAUUAUUAAACACAAGCCAAAGGCGACAUGGAUCAAAAACGUUAUCAAAACAACGAACAAAUUCCACCAGUUUAGAAGAUAAAUCUUGA
Molecule: messenger RNA, 1269 nt
Organism: Rotaria socialis
Lineage: Eukaryota; Metazoa; Rotifera; Eurotatoria; Philodinida; Philodinidae
Source: the annotation of a GenBank genome assembly